This is a messenger RNA of Symbiodinium necroappetens, 2596 nucleotides long. Lineage: Eukaryota; Dinophyceae; Suessiales; Symbiodiniaceae. The record is from the annotation of a GenBank genome assembly.
GGAUGACCCUGCCCUUUUGCAUUGGCGGUUGGUGCUGGUGUGUGUGGAUGGGGAUAGGUCAUCCGUAUGGACGGCGAUCGAUUGCCUCGAAGGGUUCGCGAAAAGGGACACUUACCUCCCCCGCCACAGUGGCGGAGGAGACUUAGGCGUCGAUGAGCUGCGCACCUUGAUGUCCCAGGCGGAAACCAUGGCGGAGCGCAUUCAUCAGGCCGGCUUGCGACGGAGAGUGACGGGCAAGUUAGGCCAGGAUGGCAGGAUACAUGCAGCCGGCCCGGUUGCUAGUAUCGGUGAGCCGGCGAAGCAGGGUCCCUCUGAUGCAGACAGCACGUGGAUUGUCGUGUAUGACAGUCGGGGCUCGGAUGUGGGAGAAGAGAGACAACCCGCAAGUGACAAUGGGAGUGAAGUGGUCCUGAAGGGCGAGAGGUACUUCAUCUGGCAUGAGGAUGGCCGGGUCUUUUUGGCAAAGAGGGUCCGGAAGGAACGUCUUUCAAUGCUGGGCGACAUGGCCAAGCAAGGCGUGACCGCCGCGGGCGCGGGGGAGCGCGAUGUGCGCACCCUCCCGGUUAUGUUCGACAUCGCGGAGGAGAGAUGGAGGACUAUCGCUGAGUCGCUGCCCGAGCUGGAGGAAGUCGAUUUUGCAGAUUGGCCACUUCAGGGACCCCGGACUAUGUUCCGUGAUUUGAGGCAGCUGCGGAGGCUUGGCACAGAUUUUGUGCAGCAUCACGAAGGCUGGGUCCGAAAGAGUGGAGUGCGAUCCAAUGACCGGUCCGUCCAUGAGCAUCUUGCCAUUUGCAGGGCACUCAACUUCCUGGUUAGCUACGAUCAACUCAAUGUGGCUAACAUCGCAGGAGCGGAGGCCCUCAAUCGGCGGCGUACCCUCAUAGAGAUAGCACAUCAAGGACGACCCGAAGCUCCAUCCUAUGCUGGAGCUGAAGAAGUGUUGGGUCUCCGCGACAGCACAGAUGGGUCAGUGGUAGACCCAGCCAUCACAGCCUACGCUGCUAAGAGACAGGCGGCAAAGGCUGAGAUACAGAAGCAACGCCGGUUGGCCGCUGAAGAGCAGAGGGCCGCCAAUGCAACAGAUGACAAGGAGCCGCGGAGAUGCUUUGGGGACGUGUUUCCACUGCCCAUUCCUGCUGAAAAGGGUUACUCUGGACCGGUCGACGCAAUUUCGGCUUUGAACGUCCUUGCAGGAUUUGAUGAUCGACCACCCGAGAGUCAGAGUGGCCAGGCAGCGCUCAGGCAGCUGCUGGCAAAACGGGCCGGCUAUUCUGUGGGCCCAGGUGCUUUAGCCAGCUACGUGAGGGAGCGAGUGUCGCUCCCGAGGGGUCAGGGGGAGCCGGUUCAGAUCGCGGACCUUCUUCCCCCUGAAGAAAGAUACAGACUGGAGAACUUCCAGAAUGAGAUGUUAUUGAGCAGCGAGGAGGCGGCUGGUGUGAUUGUCAGCUCUACCUACCAGGCGUACCAGUCGCCACCGAUCGACGGCCUCCGCCAGUAUUAUCUUCUACGCAGGCACUCGUAUGUCUUCGUGGCACAGUGCUACACCAAGGGGACGCGACUCUGGGUUAGUGUGGCACGCGAGAUGUUUUUAUUCCGGAGCCUGAUGGUUUUGGGAGAAGCAAACGUGAUGGCGCAUUGGUCACCCGACAUGUUCUGCACUGAUGCCAGCCUUUCGGGGUACGCUGUUAUGAGUCGUCGCCUUUCGCAGGAGAUGCCUUUGUCCGUACGGGGCUUUGAUGAGAGAUGGCGUUUCAAGAGGGCCAGUGGCUCGCGCGUGGCCCCGAGGACUGCGGCUCUGGAGGGUUUGGAUGUGUUUGAGGAUGUUGAGACAGUCCUUCCAAGUGUUAGUGGAGAGGUACAAGGGGUCGACGAAUUGGGGAAGGGGUUCCCGGAAGUCGCGAGCGGAUUGAUGGAGCAGUCACAGUGGCACUGCCUGUGGGCCGACCGGCGAUAUCACAACACCAGAGUAGCUGUUUUCAAUGACAACAUGGGUGUCGUUUUGGCAGUCUCGAAAGGCCGAUGCUCUAGCUAUGGACUGCUUCGAUUGUUGAGGCGACUCAGCGCCCACAUACUGGCCACUGGCAUUCGCCUUCAUCUUAGGUGGGUGCCUUCGGAGCUCAACACCGCCGAUGCCGACAGCCGACGGUGGGAACCAGGUCGGAAUGGGAGGGCGUGCCAAAGCACCAGCCAAGAGGCGUGUCGAGGUUUUCGGAAAGAGCGAGGUGAUCAGGGCGAACGCCCUAUGCAGGCACCCAGAGGAGCAGGUGGAGAUACCCACACGUCGAAGGAAGCUGAAAUCUCCAUCAUUGAGCCCCGGAAGGACACAUCGCGUGGAGCAGAGGGGCAAACUCCGAAGGGUGGUAGAGAUGCACAAGAAGAAGCGAGAGAAAGCCAUGCGCAGGAAGAGGAAGUAUAUCAAGAGGAUGAGAGCGACCCGAGGGGAGAAAUCCAUCCUGGAACUGAACAGUGUCAAGGAGCCACAGAGCGAGGCGGCUGGAAAAGUUCUAUGCGUUCGCGGACCACUUCGAGCUCGACAUCACGAGCGAAAAGGGUCUCGACGAAGUCCUGUGCGAGUACGCGGAUGCGCUUUUCCUAG